UGUGUUGGGAGGGGUGAGGGGAGUGGGGGGAAGGGCCAACCGGCCGGAGAUGGUGAUCUGCUGCGCGGCGGUGAAUUGCUCUAACCGGCAGGGGAAGGUGCAUAGAGGAGCCGUCUCCUUCCACAGAUUCCCUCUAAAGGACUCAAAACGUCUGAUCCAGUGGUUAAAAGCAGUUCAAAGGGACAACUGGACUCCCACCAAGUACUCCUUUCUCUGCAGUGAGCAUUUCACCAAAGAUAGUUUCUCCAAACGGCUGGAAGAUCAGCAUCGGCUACUCAAGCCGACAGCUGUGCCAACUAUCUUCCAGCUCACAGAGAAGAAAGACGACAACCAGGAUUAUGUCAAAAGUAGAAUUAAAAUAGCAAGCCAAAUACCUGCGAGGGAUGGAGAUCAACCAAGGGAAGGAGGCUGUGAGGUAGUUGAGAGAACCUCAUAUUUUGGCCAAGACUUUAUGAUAAUGCAAGGGACUAAAGAGAUGGAGCAGGUGACUCUGCAAACUGAAAUUGGGUCAAUGUCUGAGCAAGAAGAGAAUGUCUGUGGCCAGUUGGAAGGGCCUCUGAGAAGGAUGUUAGUUGAUAAUUUAGUCACAAAGACAGGACUCCAGAAAAAGCCAGAAAGACCAUCUGUGGAUGAUUGUCCUGGAAGCACAGUCCAUACUGAGAGCUGGAUAACAGAUAGAAGUGGUAUAUCAAUUGAUGACUUCACACCUCCAGUAUCUGGGGCUUGCAAAUUUAUUGGCUCCCUCCACUCUUACAGCUUUUCCUCUAAGCACACCAGAGAGAAGCCAUCUUUCCCAAAAGAGCAACUUGAGAAGAAAAGGCCAAAGAGAGAUGUGGAACCAAGCUGCAGUAGCAACAUCAUGGGGCACAAUAAGACCUUAGCAGAAAGCUCCCCUAAUUCAUCACUUACUGCAACCCCUCAGAAACCUUCCCAAAGUUUGUCAGCAUCCCCUGCAGACCUUACCCCUCAGCCAGCAACAGAGGCUGUGGUAGGUCAGAAGGGAGAGACAGAUGCCAACCCCAUGUCAAUCAAUGAGGUCAUCAUCUCAGCCUCAGGAGCUUGCAAGCUCAUUGACUCCCUCCAUUCAUACUGUUUCUCCUCUAGGCAAAGCAAAAACGAAGUGUGCUGCUUACGGGAGCAGGUGGAGAAAAAGAAUGGAGAGCUGAAGCUGUUGAGGCAGAGAAUCAGCCGUUCUGACAGCCAAGUCAAGAAGCUGAAGGAGAAGCUGGAUGAACUAGAGAAGAUCAGUUUCCCAUACUUGAACAGUCUGCUGUCCCAGGACUGUGAGACCCCCCAGCUAAACCCUGUGAUUGAGCCUCUGUCCUGGAUGCUGGGCACCUGGCUGUCAGACCCACCGGGAGAUGGUGACUUCCCUACAAUGAAGCCCUUUCAGUACCUGGAAGAGGUGCACAUCUCUCACGUGGGGCAACCCAUGCUGAACUUUUCGUUUAAUGCUUUCCAUCCAGACACCAGGAAGCCAAUGCACAGAGAAUGUGGAUUCAUCCGCCUCAAACCUGACACUAACAAGGUGGCCUUCAUCAGUGCCCAGAACACAGGUCUUGUGGAGGUGGAGGAAGGGGAAGUGAACGGACAGGAGCUGUCUAUAGCUUCUCACUCUAUAGCCAGGAUCUCCUUUGCUAAGAAGCCCCAUGUGGAGCAGAUUACCAGAAAAUUUAGGCUCAAUUCCGAUGGGAAACUAGAACAGACCGUCUCCAUGGCAACCACUGCGCAGCCAAUGACUCAGCACCUUCACAUUACCUACAAAAAGGUGACACCUUAAAAACAGGAGGGUAGGGUUUCCCCACAGAAAAGGCGGAGCCUGGAACCUAAGGACAGAAGCACUCUUCCAUCUUGGUGACCCAUAUUCACACCUGAUUACAGGAGGGGGAGGCAGGUGAGCUACACAUGCUGUUGGAAAUGUUAUGCAGAUGUUUCUGUAACCGUAUAUAUAAAAACCAAAUAAAAAGCCUUUAUUUUUA
Caretta caretta (loggerhead turtle) is the source of this 1979-nucleotide messenger RNA. RefSeq names its product THAP domain containing 4 (gene THAP4). NCBI's taxonomy places the organism in Eukaryota, Metazoa, Chordata, Testudines, Cheloniidae. The record is from RefSeq and is a predicted model, not a curated record.